Molecule: messenger RNA, 1443 nt
Organism: Triticum turgidum subsp. durum (durum wheat)
Lineage: Eukaryota; Viridiplantae; Streptophyta; Magnoliopsida; Poales; Poaceae
Source: the annotation of a GenBank genome assembly
AUGGACAUCUCUUUUGCUCGAUGCGUAGCUCUCUGUGGGGUUACGCUUGUGAGUGGAUGGCUAGUACACUGGGUAUACAGAUGGAUGAACCCUUUCUGCAACGGGGUUCUUCCUCCCGGCUCCAUGGGUUUCCCCAUUAUUGGUGAGACCUUGGCCUUCCUCAAGGCAAGCCCUUCCUUGGACAUCCCAGACUACUUCAAACUAAGGAUGAAGAGGUAUGGUCCGGUUUUCAAGACGAGCUUGUUGGGGCAGCCGGCGGUGAUCUCCACCGACGCGGAGCCCAACCGGUUUAUCCUCCAGCAGGAAGGCACCAUGUUCCGUCUUGGGUACCCUCGGGCACUCACCAAGAUAUUCGGCGAGAAGAGCAUCGAGGCCUUCCAUGGCACCAUCCACAAGUUCAUCCGUCGAUGCGCCUACAUGUUGUUCGGCCUCCAGACCCUCAAGGAGACGCUCCUCCCUGAGAUGGAGGCCGCCGUGAGGGAGCGCCUCGCCGCGUGGGCCGCCAUGCCCAGCGUCGACGUUCGUGGCGGUGCCCCCAAUAUUAUGUUCGAGCUGGUGACCAGGAAAUGCCUGGGUUUCGAUUCCACAAAGUCCAGGGAGCUGAGAAGCAAGUUCGACACGCUUUUCUCAGGGCUCUUCUCCUUCCCUAUAUAUUUCCCUGGGACACCAUUUUACCGAUGCAUGCAGGCACGGAAAAAUAUUCACAAGACACUGCGGGAUACGUUGGCAGAGAGGUUAAGUGCACCAGGGAAGAAACAUGGCGACCUCCUCGACAUAAUCGUCGAGGAGCUGCAGGGUGAAGAGCCAUCAAUAAGUGAGGAUUUUGCUAUUGAUAUGCUCUCCACCUUGUUGUUCGCCAGCGUCUUCACGCUGUCAGGAACCAUCGCUGUAGCAUUCAAGUCACUCCAUGACAACCCGGACGUUGUCCACGCGCUCCAGAAGGAGAACCGAGCUAUGCUCAAUGGUCGAAAGGGUGGGCGCUCCGGGCUCACAUGGGAGGAGUACAAGUCAUUGACAUUCACUAAUCAGGUGACCAAUGAGAUCAUUCGAAUAAGCAAUGCCGCACUUGUAGUAUUUAGGAAAGCUCUUACAGAUGCACAAGUCAAUGGCUAUACAAUUCCUGCUGGAUGGCUGGUCAUAGUCAACCCCAUGGCAGUUCAUCUGAACGGAGAAUUGUUCGAAGAUCCACUCAAAUUUAACCCAUGGAGGUGGAUGGAUGAGUCAAAGCGCAGCGCAAUGCUGAAGAAUUUCAUGCCAUUCGGAGCAGGCAUCAGGGUUUGUCCUGCCGCAGAGUUUGUCAAGCUGCUCGUAACAAUUACCAUCCAUGUCUUGGUGACCGAGUAUAGAUGGGAAGAAAUGAAACAGACAGAUGUAUUCAGAAGUGGAGAUGUUAUGUUCCCGCAGGGCUACCACAUUCGACUUCAACCCCAAGACGAUAACUGA